UCUGGCAUGUAAAUUGUCUUUGUCGAAUCUGUCGAUGGAAAUGGUUGGAUAUUCCUUCAUUCUUCCAGGGAAGGAACUCAUCCUGACUUCUUUACACCAAUGCGAGCUUAGAUAUACUUCAAACCUACACAUUCAUAUACACGUUUCAUCUGAGUAAUACUGAAAAUGAGACUCUGGCUUUCCUAAAACAUCUCCAUCAUACAUUUACUCUAAUCUGAGUUCAAACUCAUGAAACACCAACACACGCUAUACCAGGAAGCCAUUUACGGGUUGCCAGUAGGAGAGAUGGCCUGUGCAACCUUGAUGAAUGGCAAUUCUCAACCCAAGUCUAUGAGCAGAGCUCGGAUGUGGACUGAUGAAGUGGAGAAUCUCUACAGGUUCCAGCAGGCAGGAUACAGGGAUGAGCUGGAGUACAGGCAAAUUAAACAAGUGGAGAUUGAACGCUGGCCAAUGUCAGGAUACGUGAAGAAGCUUCAGCGACGAGACAACACCUUUUAUUACUACAGCAAAAGGCGGGAGUGUGACGACAAAGAAGUGAACAAAGUCAAGAUGUAUGUGUACUGACAUCAUCAACCUUCUCUGGCACUUCUGUAGCUUAGUGAUUUUUGAUGAUGUCAGCAUUUCAUUGUCAAAUCAAAUAAACCGAUUUAUAAUCGACUAAAUUG
Molecule: messenger RNA, 665 nt
Organism: Silurus meridionalis
Lineage: Eukaryota; Metazoa; Chordata; Actinopteri; Siluriformes; Siluridae
Gene: meig1
Product: meiosis/spermiogenesis associated 1
Exons: 3
Coding region: 229-564 (111 amino acids)
Cellular component (GO): nucleus
Source: RefSeq, a predicted model, not a curated record